Molecule: messenger RNA, 1730 nt
Organism: Aureobasidium pullulans EXF-150
Lineage: Eukaryota; Fungi; Ascomycota; Dothideomycetes; Dothideales; Saccotheciaceae
Exons: 1
Coding region: 17-1558 (513 amino acids)
Source: RefSeq, a predicted model, not a curated record
CGCCAUCACCGGCGUCAUGGGAUCUCCUGUUGCCAGAUCUGUGGUCCGCAGAGGCGAUGUGGAUGGCUGGACUGCAACUACCUCAUCAGAAAACUGGCAGCCCACCGCAACGGCAUCUGUCUCGUGGUCUGACGACGGCUGGAAAGAUUUUAAAUCAUCAACUACCUCGCCGUCUGUCAGUAUAGUCGCUGUACUGACUGCUUCCGCAACUUCUUCCACGGCCACUACAACCAUCACACCCGUGCUUGUACCGGUGAUUACCAAAUCUUCCCCUGAAUUUAUUGACAGCACACCUGAGGAAGAACUCCCUCCCAUGCAAACCAUUGAGCCAUGGCCCAUCGAGGACGAUGUUCCUGUUCCUGUGGAGCCGCCUGUCACUCCACCGGUGGUACCUGUUAUCCCUCCGAUCCCGCCGAUUAUCCCAAUUAUCCCAGACCCUUCCAGUGUUCUGGCCGGAGUCAAUCUUAUCAAGAAUCUCGAAGAAGGAGUCGAGCAUGCUACGAAAUGGCUUUGGGAUCUCACUCAGGAAGAUGAUGGUCACCGCGAUAACAAGAAGAUCGAAGAAGCCAAGAAGAAGGUCGAAGAAGCCAAGGAGAAAUUGAACAAGGCCAAAAAAGAGGAAGAGCAUAAGAAUGCCGAAGAGAAGAUCUCCUCAGACAAGAAGCUCAAAGAAGAACAUGAACAAAAGGAGAAACAACAAGCCAAAGAAGCACGCCUCAAGAAGAUCGAACAAGAGAAACUCGCAAAAGAGGCCGAAAGGGACAGAAUCAAGAAACUCGAAGCCAAGAAAAACAGGCAAGAAAAGAAACUCCUUGAAGAUGCUCCUGCGCCCAGCUUAAAGGCGUCUCCGACUCCCACAACAUCCUCCAAAUCCGCUCAACCAACAAUCCACCACAACAAAGGUGAAGCAAGUAUAAGCUUCCACGGCGAACACCACCACAAAUUCCAACUCUACGGCAAAGACUGGGCAAGAGGAAAACACGACGCUACCAAAUUGCACAAAUCCCUCCAAAGCUGUGGUGUCAAGAUCAAAGAUUGGAACUUCCAAUACGCAAAUGACAAAAAGGAGAUCAAAAAGCAAGAUUGGACAUUCUACGCCCAAGGAGAGUUCAACCAUAAAACUCUUUCCGAUGUGCUGUGUUUGAACAAAGCCAUCCACGCAGCUAAUGGACCGGAACAUCUCAUCUCUGUGACUUCUGAGCUCGACGAGGAUAGAUCAUCUCCCUCUGCCUCUUCAUCUGGCAAGCAAAAUGAAGCAGUAUCUUCUACCACCACAACGCCAUCGGCACAACUUUCCUUCGACGGUAAGAAAUUCACUUUUUUCGGUAAAGGGUUUGUGAAGGAUGAGAAGAGUGGCAGGGAACUACAAAAGAAGUUUGGAGAAUGUUCCAAAACAAAGGAGUGGAAGUUUUAUACGCAGGAGAAGGAUCAUGGGAUGAAGUUGAAGGAGCAAGGGUGGGACUUUUAUGCUGAAGGUAGUGUCAAGAAGGUCAAGAAGGAUUGUUUGAAUAGGGUUAUUCAGGGGUUGGGUGGGCCUGUUGGGGUUGUUCAGGGGUGAAAUGUCAAUGAGGGUGGUGGAGUGUGAGGUAUUAGGACAUUCGAAAUUCGAAGUUUGAAGAGACCUAUUGAGAAGGAAUGUAUGGCGAGAGAACCACUUUUACCAAGUGGAUAACUGGUAGAAGCUUCAAGAUACCGUUGACAUGAAUCAAACACAGUUCGGGUGAAACCCC